AGCAACGCCACUGACAACAACACACGUACUUGAAUCAUUUGUAGGGAUUUUAGGGUUGUGUUUUUUAGUGCAAUAAUUGACGUUUAUAAUCCUUAUCAAAAAGCCAAGGAUAUGUGUAGUCCGAUUGCAGAUGUGCACUGUUUUUAUAACUUCGGCAUAAUUUAUUUUUAAUGCCAGCGAUAAUAUGGUUACACAUUCGCUAUCGUAUUUUAUUAUUUUAUUGACGCUGCAAGAGGUGUUUGUUAAAACACACUUAACUCUUCAUGACAACAGUCAUGGAUUCGUUUCACACAACCACGAAAGGUUUUUCGUUGAUGACAUUUCAGCAUUUCAUCAGGAAGUAUCAUCCUCCGUAAGGAGCCCCUCACUCAAUGAUCUCGGCAUGAAACUUUUGCUAAAGUUUGAUCCGGAAUUUUUAGAUUUCGAACAAAGGCCACUGGGAAUACCUCAUCUGGCCAAAGUUACACUUUUCAACAUCGAUAGUAACAGAAGUAUCGAUAUGACUUCGAUCUCUGGAAGCACUGUUCAUUUUCACAGCUCGUUUUUCGAGGACAAGAGAAUUCCUCCGUUGGGAAACACGUCCUUUAACGUCGUGUUCUUGGGGCGCGAGGAGGGUGCCAUUGAAAGUAGUUUAUUUAUUCACACUACUGAUGGGCAUUUUAAAUAUCAGGUGAAAGGAGCAAGUGUCUCGAGCCCGUACAGGCUUAGACCGAUUGUUGGUAUAAAAUUACCAUUAAACACUACAUUUUCACCUCUUAUCCAUAUGUAUAAUCCGUAUACAGAGCCGAUACAGAUUGUAGAAAUAUACAGUAGCGGCGGUGAUUUUCAUUUGGAGCUUCCAAGUGGUGAAUUGGAAGGGCCGAAAAACAUGUGGGAAAUACCGCCUCUUCAGUCCAAAGCUGUAAUAAGGGUGCGGUUCCAUGCUCGAACCGAACAAAAUCAUACGGCAUACGUAAGGAUUAAAUUAAACAACACCGAAGAUAUUUUAGUGGUUCCAUUAGAAGUGGAAGUUACCUCAAGUGCAGGUUUGUACGUACCGCAAGGGUCCGUCGAUUUCGGUGUCGGUGGAUCCCUCGAUCUACCAAAGCUGUUAAAUUUAUACGUGCACAACCCGUUGAAGAAGGCGGUUAGAAUUCACAGCAUAUCAUCAACAUCGAAGGCCAUAAAAAUUGACUAUGAGAAUGUGAAAGUUCCGUCAGAUUUACGCAGUUCAAAGGGAACUCCAACUUCAACUAAAAUUGCAACACUUACACUCGAUUGGAAAACCGCACACGAGAACAAAGAUUUCUCAGGGAAAAUAGUAAUUAGAUACAAAAAUGGAAAAAGUAAAACAGAAAUUCCAUACUACAUAACUGUCUUAGAAGGCGGUCUGUUAUUUAACUCGUCCAUUACAACAUAUUUUAUAAACGAAUCACCUAAGCAAAUGAUAUCAAGAGAUGUUACAGUAAAAAACGAUUUCUUAAUACCACUUGCGCUAACAAAUGUUUCUUUGCUAUCGGACGCCCGUAAAUACUUUAAUAUACUUAAUUUUAAACCAGUGAUUUUGCAACCUCAAGAGGAGCUGACUAUAUUUACUCUUAAUUUAAAAAUUGACACGUCCUUGUCAAACUUAAAACUUAACUCUUGUAUUGUAUUGACGACAAAUAUCUCCACAGUCGAACUUCCCCUAUUGAGCUACAAUGGGAAGCUACAGUUGACUUUCCCUUACAUCAGUAACGAUAAUUCUCUGGAUUUAGGGCUAGUGAGCUUGGACACGGAGAAGUUUACUAGAUUUCUGUUACUGAAUACCAACCCUGUACCUGUUACUUUCAAUAAAAUUGCUUCGUCAUUACCCGCUAGCGCUAUCGAAGUAAUUGCUUGCGGCAAGGGAAAUCAUUCGGACGCGCUUUUGUUGAACCUGUCUAAAAAUGCCACACGAUGCACAAAUUUGGGCUCAAACGAAUAUGCGAUUGUGCAACUAAUGAUUCAUUCCCCACACGCCGAAGGACAGGUUUGGGGUGACAUAGUCGUUGAGACGCAGUAUGAGAAACUUUCAAUACCUAUACAUUAUAAGGUGGCACAAGGAAAAUUAGAAAUUGGACCUGAUCGAUUGGUGUUCGAUCAGUGCUUUCCGGUAAGUAUUGGUGGUAGGUUUACAAGUAAAUGUGUACUUUCAAAUGCAUACAGAUGAAUUACAUCAAUAAGUUUCCAAAAAUUCGCACAUGAAAAGAUAUAUUGAAAGAUGUGUAAAAUACUGCCUCUACUCCCCUAAAUAGUUUUUCAUUCUUCCGCUUUGAUAUUUUAUCAUUUAACUAGGAUGUACAUUAGCAUACUCAUUAUUCAUGUCUAUAAUUAGCUUAUAUCAAGUUGGAGAUGUUCACGGUUUAUUAUGAUUGGGUCCCACUUGGCUGUUUUGAUCUAUCUUACAUAGCAAUGUGAUAACCACCCAAUUAUAAAUGAAUAAAAUAGCUCAAUUCGUUUUUUCUACGUAUCUCUAGUAUACAGGGUGUCCCAUUAAAAAAAAUGGAGUUUGGUUUGACAACUUUUUUACCUGACUACGGACUCCGAGACGUACUUAUUUUGAAAACUGCAGAUUAUUCAACAAUUGUUAUAAAGAGACAUUUUUCCGUAUUUCUUUUAACUAAACAUAUAGGGUCAUUCUGAAAUUGACAAUUUUUUGAGCUUCCCCCAUAUUUCUUAAGCGAGCGAAGAUUUUCAAAUUUUUUGUUUACCAUUUUAAGUUUGCCCUAAAAGAACACACUAUGACGCCUUUUGAUGGUACUGACAGUUACAGAGAUAGCCUAUAAAUGUUGAGAAUGGGACACCUGAUACACAUCCUUAAAUUGUUUAGUGGGCGGACAUAACGGAGCGCCGACCAUCGCUCCAACC
Photinus pyralis (common eastern firefly) is the source of this 2868-nucleotide messenger RNA. RefSeq names its product transmembrane protein 131-like. The record is from RefSeq and is a predicted model, not a curated record. Gene Ontology annotation, cellular component: membrane. The coding region runs from base 185 to 2170 and encodes 661 amino acids. Lineage: Eukaryota; Metazoa; Arthropoda; Insecta; Coleoptera; Lampyridae. The transcript has 12 exons.